This is a messenger RNA of Xenopus laevis (African clawed frog), 4127 nucleotides long. RefSeq names its product transient receptor potential cation channel, subfamily V, member 4 like, gene 1 L homeolog (gene trpv4l.L). NCBI's taxonomy places the organism in Eukaryota, Metazoa, Chordata, Amphibia, Anura, Pipidae. The record is from RefSeq and is a predicted model, not a curated record. Bases 181 to 2943 code for a protein of 920 amino acids. The transcript has 18 exons.
UUUAUUUUUGCUCCUGUUAGAAACAGGUUUUCUUUUUAACCUUGGGGAAGCAUUAGGGCUUGCCAGAAAGCAUCCUAGGGACUCGGGGUUGGUCCUGGUGAUCUUUUUACCCCUAAGCACAUUACCUCAUGUUUGGAGUCUUCACUGUUUAAUCUUCUGGAUCAGCACCAGGUGUAAAACAUGGCAAGACCUCUGGACUUCUUAAACUCUGAUCCAUUUGUGGACACUGAUGAUUUCCAAGGGAAUGAUGUCCCUGAUCCUAUCAACAAUGUUUUGCUAUCAUCUCCCACAAUUGUGUUUGCCAAUGAGGAAGGUGCAAAACCCAGUUAUAAGAUACAAUGUAAAUGUUUAGUUGAAAUGGACACCAAGUAUGAAAACCUUAACCAAUAUGUUAAUGCUCCAGGAAAAAAACUUUGGACCAGAUUCAAUUCCAAAAUGAUCCAAAAUGAUGAUUUUCAAGGGAAUGGUGUCCCUGAUCCUAUCAACAAUGUGUUGCCAUCAUCUCCCACAAUUGUGUUUGGAAAUGAGGAAGAUACAGACAUUUAUGAGUCAGAAUUUGGCCUCAGUGAAUAUUUAGCUGAAAUGGACACCAAGUAUGAAAACGUUACCCAAUAUGUUAAUGCUCCAGGAAAAACACUUUGGACCAGAUUCAAUUCCAAAAUGAUCCAAAAUGAUGAUUUUCAAGGGAAUGGUGUCCCUGAUCCUAUCAACAAUGUGUUGCCAUCAUCUCCCACAAUUGUGUUUGAAAAUGAGGAAGAUACAGACCCCAGUUAUGAGAUGGAAUGUAAAUGUUUAGUUGAAAUGGACACCAAGUAUGAAAACCUUACCCUGCCUAACAGCCCACAUCCUGGCCAUCUGCCUGUCGUUCAAAAGUUUGAUAGGAAAAUCCUUUUUAAUAUUGUCUCAAGAGGUUGCACGGCAGAACUGGAGGCACUCCUGCCUUUCUUGUUACAUGAGAACAAGAAACUGACAGAUGAAGAAUUUCUAGAUGAAAAGACAAAAAAGACUUGUUUAUCCAAAGCUCUAAUGAAUCUCAACAAAGACAAAAAUUACACAAUCCCAGUGCUUAUCGACAUUGCAGAAAUAACUGGAAAUCUGCAGGAAUUUAUUGACUCACCCUUCAAUGAUUAUUACGAUGGCCAAACUGCUCUUCACAUAGCCAUUGAGAGGCGCUGUAUACAUUAUGUUGAGUUGCUGGUAGAGAAGGGAGCUAAUGUUCAUGCUCAGGCCUGUGGACUUUUCUUUCAACCCAAGGAUGAAGGAGGAUACUUCUACUUUGGUGAACUUCCCCUCUCCCUUGCCGCUUGCACCAACCAAACUGAUAUCGUGGACUAUUUAACACAGAAUUGUCAUAAUAAGGCAGAUUUAUGUCAUCAGGAUUCACGGGGUAAUACAGUUCUGCACGCUUUGGUCGCUAUAGCAGACAAUACACCAGAAAACACCAAAUUUGUCACUGAGAUGUACGAUCUUUUGGUCAUUAAAUGUGCAAAGCUGUACAAUGGCCGUAGCUUGGAGGACAUCCUCAACAAUGAUAAAAUGUCACCUCUCAUGAUGGCAGCCAAACUGGGAAAAACAGAGAUAUUCCAACAUAUAAUCCAGCUUGAAAUAAAAGAUGAAGAAGCUCGACAUCUCUCACGGAAGUUCCGGGAUUGGACAUAUGGCCCUGUUUAUUCUUCACUUUAUGACUUGACUAGGUUGGAUACCUAUGGCGAAGAGGUUUCCGUGCUUGAAAUACUGGCUUAUAAGAGUACAGCUGAGAACCGCCAUGAGAUGCUGGCGGUGGAGCCCAUAAAUGAACUAUUAAAAGAAAAGUGGAAGAAGUUUGGUGCUGUUUCUUUCUACCUCAGUUUUAUUGCCUACAUUAUUACCAUGAUCAUCUUCACAUUAAUUUCAUAUUACCGACCCAUGGAAGGCACGCCCCCUUACCCAUACACAACUACAAUGGACAACAUGCGGCUUGUGGGAGAGAUCAUUAUUCUGCUGACUGGGAUAGUCUUUCUCAUUGCUAAUAUGAGAGAGAUUUAUGUGAAGAAAUACCCUGGACUGAAAUUUCUAUUUACAGAUGGAUGCUUCCAGCUACUUAUCUUCAUCUACUCUGUGCUGGUCAUUAUCACAGCGGCUCUGUACCUUGCUGGUGUUGAAGCUUACCUGGCCGUUAUGGUGAUUGCCCUGGUCCUGGGGUGGAUAAAUGCUUUAUAUUUUACAAGAGGCUUGAAGCUCACUGGGAUGUACAGUGUUAUGCUUCAGAAGAUCCUGUUAAAAGAUUUGCUUCGCUUUCUGUUGGUGUACCUGCUGUUUCUCAUUGGAUAUGCAUCAGCUUUGGUAUCUUUGCUGAAUCCCUGCACCAAUGAGGAGAUAUGCAAUAGUCAAGAAAAUUGUACUGUUUCAGAAAAUCCUUCCUGUCAACACAGCAUCACAUUCAGCAAAUUAAUGCUUAACCUCUUCACAUUGACCAUUGGGAUGGGAGACCUUGAGAUGAUCAACCAUGCCAAAUACCCUGCCGUCUUCAUCAUUCUAAUGGCAUCAUACAUUAUCAUCACCUUUGUUCUCCUCCUUAACAUGUUAAUUGCUUUAAUGGGGGAGACUGUUGGUGAUGUGUCCAAGGAAAGCAAACAGAUCUGGCAACUGCAGUGGGCCACCACAAUCCUAGAUAUAGAGAGAUAUCUUCCAGCCUUUAUGAAGAAAGCCUUCCGCUCUGGAGAAAUGGUAACUGUUGGAAAGAAAGUGAAUGGGGACCCACAUGAACGCUGGUGUUUUAGGGUUGACGAGGUGAACUGGUCCCACUGGAAACAGGAUAUUGCCAUUAUUAAUGAGGAUCCUGGAAGGAGCAACUUACAGAUCGUGGGGAAGCAUAAAGCUGGCCAACAUUCAGAAGAUGUUAUGGUGCUUCUUGAAAAAUUGCCACAAUCCCAGACUGAUGAGAAGAACAAGAAGGAUUACUGAACGCAAAUCUAAAUGAAUGUGGCAGAGAGAAGAGGUCCCUGAUGUGGCACAGAGUAGAGCACUCCAGCAAUAACCGCUCCACUAGUAUUGUGACAUAUUGUAUUUUUCAAAUCUUCUCAAUUUGGUAUUAUCAGAAUUAUUUCAUAAAGAGGAACUUGACCUGAAGAUGGCCCUUUAAAUGCCAUAGUCGUAUCGCCUACAGUCUGUAGAUAAAAGUACCAAAUUGCAUAGAGAAUAAAUUCUACAUUCUCUGGCACUUUCAGAUUUACAGAAGGAAAGUGCUUGUGCUCCAUGCAGAACCCUUCAGUUUUGAUAUUGGUUCCUGGGACGCUGUUCUCUCAUGAACCAAUGACAGUAGUGCCCGUGUAACAAUAUUGACUACUGUUAAAUUUUGAUCCCUCCCCCACUAAAUGAACUAAAAAAACAGCAUCCCUACCACCUAUAAUACAUAUAUUUCACUAAAAUUACCUGAAUUUCAUUUCUCUUACUUUUUACAGUGUUUUUGUUUACAGACAGACAAUUUAAUUUAUGUAUUUUUUUUUUUUUUUAAUGUUUGCCUUAUUGAGGGUUUUUGUGCUCUAAAAUGUCCUCUGAUAUCUGCUCUACACUGGUGGGUUUGUGAUUCUGAAUGAGUUUCCGGGUUUUACAACGGAAUAAUGUUUUUCUUAUUGUGACAUUACUGAAUUUGUAAUGAUUGUGUUUGUAUAGAAUUUUUGGUCUGCACUGUUCUUUGUUAAUUUCACCCGUAAAGGGGUCAUUUGUGCAGUGUGCCGAGUGCAUUAUUCAUUUUGUCAUUGCUUUUAUGGCUUCGAUUGAUUUUAUUUUAUUUUUUUUAGUAUUGCGUUGGUCUUUAUUAUUUGUUUCCAUCCAUAAAAGCAAAUUCUUUAGGGAUUUUGCAAUACAUUUUGUUUUAUUGCUUUGAGUGAUUUUAUAGAAUUGCAGUUAUUUGACUGUAUUUGUAGUCCUGCCAUAGUCUAAAACAGUUUAAUUGCACAUGAGAACAGUGAAUCAGGAAUUCUUAUUUUUUAAAUUUUUUAGCUUUGAGUAGUUUUAUAGAAUUGCAGUGAUCAUAAUGGAUUUUCAAUGCGAUUGACUUGCUUGUUCCAGAAAGGCCCAGGUCAGUGGCGUAACUAAUCUAGCCUAGGAUAUGCACCCUGGCCCACCCCACGCCAGACUUGUGCUAU